CAUGCGGCUGCAGGGCUCCUCUCCUAGCAACGGCCUCCUUACGCCGGUUGGAAAACUGGCCUGAGGGUGAUGGACCAGAAGUGUCCCCGCCCACCUACCCCUUUUGAAGAGGCCUAUUGGCUAGUCGUCCGAUCAGUCCUCCUUCCAUUGGUUUCCCCCGCCUUUCCCUGUAAAGCUGCAGACGUGGUAGGUAUGGGGAGGAGGUGACGGAGGCGGCCGCGGAGGAACGAUGGGGCUGGAGCGGCUUCUGUGGGUCGCUCUGUGGAGCGGCACCUGUGUAUGGCUGCGGGGAGCUCAAGCGAAGACCAUCCACGGGAGCUUCUCCAGCGUUGCUGCCAGGAUCGGCGCCGGUCAGGGGGUGGCGCAGUUCCAGUUCCACGGUGAUUGUGCUCUUCUGUAUGUCAGAAUCAACAAUGUAGCAACAGCUAUUGGAAAAGAAGCCAAGCUUCACCUGUUUCAAGCUUAUGAAUGGAUAAAGCUACAAGAAAGCUACCAGGAUUACAGCUGUAAAGAGAAAUUGUCCAAAGCCCAGCUGACAAUAAACAUGAACUGCACAGAACAAAAUCUGACGGUGUCCCAGAUUCCAUAUCCUGACACAUGGUAUGUGUUUUAUGUCGACAAGUUUACCUGUGCGGCGAAUUAUGAGACCUCUGAAUCCAAGGAAGUUCAAUUUGAAAUGGUGUUACUAAAUCCAGAUGCAGAAGGGAAUCCAUUAGAUCACUUUAGUGCAGGCGAAUCAGGCCUACAUGAGUUCUUCUUCCUGCUUGUCCUGGCAUACUUUGUUGCUGCUUGCAUAUAUGCUCAGUCAUUGUGGCAAACGAUUAAGAAAGGAGGCCCUAUGCACACUGUGUUAAAGGUCCUGUCAACUGUUCUGCUCUUGCAAGGUGCUUCAGCUUUUGCUAACUACCUGCAUUUUUCAAGUUACUCUAAAAAUGGAGUAGGAGCACCUUUUAUGGGAAGUCUUGCAGAGUUGUGCGACAUAAUCUCUCAGAUGCAGAUGCUAUAUCUACUGCUCAGCUUGUGUAUGGGGUGGACAAUAGGCAGAAUGAAGAAAUCUCAGAGUAAACCUCUCCAGUGGGAUUCCACUCCCACAUCCACUGCCAUUGCAAUCACUGUUGUGGUCACACAGAGUAUUUUACUAAUUUGGGAGCAGUUUGAAGAUACCAAUCACCACAGCUACCACCUGCACCAAAAUUUAGCAGGUGGACUACUUAUUGGCUUGAGAAUUUGCCUAGCUCUGUCACUGGGCUGUGGACUUUACCAGAUCAUCCGAAUUGAGAGAAGUACACUGAAAAGAGAAUUCUAUGUCACUUUCACAAAAGGCUGUCUUCUGUGGUUUUUGUGUCAUCCAAGUCUUGUAUCCAUAUCUCUGAUGUUUAGAGAUUAUCAGCGAGAGAAGAUAAUUACCAUAGGUGUCAUCCUCUGCCAGUUGUUCUCCAUGGUCCUCCUCUACCGGCUCUUUGUUUCCCAUAGUCUGUAUUGGGAAGUGUCCUCCCUCUCCUCGGUGACACUGCCACUAACUGUAGCAUCUGGACAUAAAAGUCGGCAUCACUUCUGAUAUGCAUCUGGGAGAUUCCUUGACAAAUGUGCAAUAAAUACUUGAAAACUGUGCAGCUAUUUUCAGCAGUAAAUCCACUAUAGAGGUUUUUCUGGAAAAAAUUAAACAAUCAAAAUACAGAAUUACAAUGUUGCAGGAUCUGAACAAGUAUUGGCCUGAAGCAAAUUUUAUCAAAAAUAGUGGCAAAGCAGAUAUAUUGAUCUUGCUAUCUUGGAUGAAAACAAAGAAUAUCCUUAACCUCAGUGUUUUCACUCUGAAACUGCCUCAUCUAAUAUUAGAGCUGGAUCCAAAUUUCAGUAACAACAAGCUUAAAGAGAUCACACAAACCGCUUUUGCAAUUAAAAUAGUAUAUUGGUUUAAAUUGCUUUGAAACAGUGCAAGUUGUGCAGAAAUUUAAAAUGACUUGAAAAUUGUAAUAGUUCCAGGAAACCAGUGUAAAAUGUUUACAGCAAACUAGCUCUCAUUAUUUGUGUUUUUGAAAAGAAAAAAAUGCUCUCUUGCCUUUGAGAUUUGGACGUAGUUCAAAUUUCAGCUUGAUUACCAGUUGCUUUUUUCAUUCCAUAUUUGUGACAAAUGUUACAAGAGCAUAAGGGUAAUGGAUUAUCCUGAGUGGUCUUUUUUUAAAAAAACAUUGCAACGUUAAAGUAAUAAAAACAGCAGGCUAGCAUCCCCUAAACUGAGGGGAGGAAAUGGAAUAUGUGAUGCAGUACUAGAAUUUUAAUCCUGAUAUAAUUCAUUACUCUCACAUUGAGGAUUCAAUCAUAAUUAAGCCAUAUUCACAGAUUAAAUUAACAGAAGCAUUUCAAAUAAAUGUUAGUUUCAGUCAUCAACUACCCAUGAAUUCCUGCCCAAGGAUACUUAAUCAGGAUUAAAUUUCCUAUGAAUAAUUGAAAAACAAAAUACUCACUGGAUUUGUUAUAAUCCAUGUUGGCAUUGGGUUCUAAGUAGUUGCCAUCUCCCACCCAUUGUAGUAAAGCGCUCUUUAAAUGAUGCCUAGCAUUCAGACUACCAUUGUAAAUACAUACUCUUAUUGAAGUGCCUAUUUAUUGCUCAAGAUUGAAAUCAUAUGAACAAUUUUUGCUACAUAAAAUAAACAUUCCUGUUAAGUAA
Rhineura floridana is the source of this 2668-nucleotide messenger RNA. RefSeq names its product G protein-coupled receptor 180 (gene GPR180). The transcript is spliced from 9 exons. The record is from RefSeq and is a predicted model, not a curated record. Lineage: Eukaryota; Metazoa; Chordata; Lepidosauria; Squamata; Rhineuridae. Bases 230 to 1558 code for a protein of 442 amino acids. Gene Ontology annotation, biological process: response to pheromone; G protein-coupled receptor signaling pathway.